AUGCUGUUUUGCCGGACACAAUUCCAACUCAGGCAACCUGGUUUAAUUUGUCUCACCACUUCAGGAAAUGAUGCGGCUUCUGUUGUUGUCUGUGCAGAGUCUACUCCAAAAAUCCAAUCUCCAGCACGCCUCUCACCUACACAGCUCGUAUCCCACCCUGUCGCCCAGGCUACACUCAAUUGCCACCAUCCACCCAACACUUCGAUGGGAUCACCAUUAGAGCCUCUCGAUACAGCUUCCACCUGCCCUCCAGCCCUAGCAGCAGGUGGUGUCUCCAUACUCGGUCGAGCCAAACAGGCUUGCUUCCAGGCCAAGCAAAGACGAGAUCACGCUGGACCUCUGUCCGUCGGUGAUGCCAGGAGGACAGAAGUGCGGGGCAGUCUGGACAACCGGAGCUGGGGCGAUGGCAGGGGGUCAACUCAAAGGGUGUCCUACCAACUCCGCCCCAGUGAAUCAAAAGACUUGGUUGCCAAGCCGACAGGGAAAACUGGCGGAAACGGACACGCGACAGCAGGUAUUGUUGACCGUCGCGUGUCUACCCUCCGCGAAUCACCAUACCGAGAAACUUCAUAUCUAUUUAAGCAGUCCUUCAAACGGCCUGUUGAGCAAAUACACUUCACAACCUAA
Protopolystoma xenopodis is the source of this 627-nucleotide messenger RNA. NCBI's taxonomy places the organism in Eukaryota, Metazoa, Platyhelminthes, Monogenea, Polystomatidea, Polystomatidae. The record is from the annotation of a GenBank genome assembly.